GGCUGCAUCUUCAUCAGAACAGGUGAUCCCUCAGAAACCAAAGAGUGAUGUGGAUGAUCAAGCUCCAGCAAGGAACCAAGAUAUUGAUAACCUCGUCAAAGUGAACCCAAGUUCUUUCACAAGUGACAAAGAAGAUGAGGACCUUGAUGAUCACACUGAAGUAAAAUCUGCUGAUGACCAAAGUAAAAACCGGAUAACUGAGCAAGCAGAUGAAAAGCUUCCAAGGGCUCCAAAUAAUGUCCCAGAAACAAACUACUCCAGUGACAGUGAAAGACAGACCAGCAACUCAUCAUACCAUGCCUAUGAAGAAAAUUUAACUGGAAAUACUAUCAAAACUGUUUACUCUACUUCUGAUCGGAGUAUAAUUGGAAAAGAUAUAUGUACAUACUGCAGGAAGCCCUUGGGCAUAGAUGCCAAAAUGAUCUUAGAUGCCUUGCAAAUUUGCUGUCAUUCAACCUGCUUCAAGUGUGAAGUAUGUAAAAGACCACUGGAAGAUCUGAAAGCAGGAGACAGCAUUUGGAUUUACAGACAAACUGUACAUUGUGAGCCUUGUUAUUCCAAAGUUAAAG
Molecule: messenger RNA, 569 nt
Organism: Apaloderma vittatum (bar-tailed trogon)
Lineage: Eukaryota; Metazoa; Chordata; Aves; Trogoniformes; Trogonidae
Product: sciellin-like
Exons: 7
Biological process (GO): epidermis development
Cellular component (GO): cytoplasm
Source: RefSeq, a predicted model, not a curated record